CCCGAAUUACGUCCUAAAACCCUUAAACCCUUCAACGAAAAGAAAGAACACUAUUUUCUCCGGCUACCGCCAUAGCAGAGUAGCAGAAGCAGCAAAGCCAUGGUGAAAUCCUACUUAAGGUACGAGCCGGCGUCUGCCUUUGGCGUCAUCGCUUCCAUCGGAUCAAACGUCGCCUACGACAGCUCUGGGAAGCACCUUCUCGCCCCUGCCCUCGAGAAGGUCGGGGUUUGGCAUGUACGACAAGGCGUCUGCAUCAAAACCCUAGACCCAUCUGCGUAUUCUCGUGGUCCUUCCCUCGGCGUCACCGCCAUCGCUGUCGACGCCUCGCAUUCAUCUCUGGUAGCGAUUGGGUAUGCAGAUGGAAGUAUUAGAAUUUGGGAUUUUGAGAAAGGAACCUGUGAAACGACAUUGAAUGGGCAUAAAGGGGCUGUGACUGUUAUUCUGUACAACAAGCUUGGGUCUUUGCUUGCAUCUGGGAGUAAAGAUAACGAUGUUAUACUAUGGGAUGUAGUUGGUGAGACUGGUCUUUUUCGCCUCCGGGGGCAUCGAGACCAGGUAACUGAUGUUGUCUUCUUAGAUUCCGGUAAGAAACUGGUUAGUUCUUCAAAAGACAAGUUUUUGAGGGUGUGGGAUCUUGAAACACAGCAUUGUAUGCAAAUUGUCGGCGGUCAUCAUAGUGAGAUUUGGUCCAUAGACGUUGAUCCAGAGGAGAGGUUUUUGGUCACUGGGUCUGCGGACCCGGAGCUUCGAUUUUAUUCUGUUAAGCAUGAGAUGGAGGCUGAGCAGUCCGUAGGGCAGUCCGUAGGUAAUGUAGAUGGAAAUGAAGUGGUGAAUAAUGAGAAUUCGUCAUCCCAAGAUAAAUGGAGUGUUCUGAAGAAGUUUGGUGAACUUCAGCGGCAAAUCAAGGAUAGAGUUGGAACCCUAAGAUUCAACAAGUCUGGAAAUUUGCUGGCCUGUCAAGUUGCGGGGAAAAUUGUAGAAAUUUUCCGUGUGUUGGAUGAGGCUGAAUCUAAGCGUAAAGCAAAACGUAGGCUUCACCGGAAGGAGAAGAAAUCUGCCAAAGAAGAGCCAGAGGUAACAGAAAAUGGAGAAACGAGUAAUGCAACGGGAGAAAAACAUAUCCCUGUGGUUACAGUCCCAGAUGUUUUCAAGCUCAUUCAAACUGUUAGAGCUGGCAAAAAGAUAUCUUCAAUUUCGUUCUCUCCAAUUACCCCAAAGAGUUCAUUGGCUACAAUAGCUUUAUCAUUGAACAAUAAUCUACUGGAAUUCUAUUCUAUUGACAGCAAUGCAGCAAAUAAAACACUUGCUAUUGAUCUUCAGGGACACCGUUCUGAUGUAAGAAGUGUUGCACUUAGCUCAGACAACACACUUUUAAUGUCAACUAGUCACAAUGCAGUGAAGAUUUGGAAUCCAAGUACUGGUUCUUGCCUCCGGACUAUUGAUUCUGAUUUCGGGCUGUGUGGUUUUAUACUUCCUCAGAAUAAGUAUGGACUGGUUGGAACUAAAGGUGGAAAAUUGGAAAUAGUUGACAUUGGCAGUGGGACUUGCAUUGAGGCUGUUGAAGCCCACGGUGGCUCCAUUCGUUCCAUUGUGGCCAUUCCCCAUGAAAACGGUUUUGUAACAGGAAGUGCAGAUCACGAUGUUAAGUUCUGGGAGUAUCAAGUUGAACAAAAAUCUACUCAAGGCUCUAAGCACCUUAAGGCAUCAAAUGUAAGAACUAUGAAGAUGGACGACGAAGUUCUUGCUGUCGCUGUUAGCCCUGAUUCCAAGUAUAUUGCUGUUGCUCUGUUGGACAAUACAGUGAAGGUUUUCUAUUUCGAUUCGCUCAAAUUUUUCCUUUCCUUGUAUGGUCACAAAUUGCCUGUGCUAUGUAUGGAUAUUUCAUCAGAUGGAGAUUUGAUUGUAACUGGCUCUGCAGAUAAAGAUUUGAAAAUUUGGGGUUUAGAUUUUGGUGAUUGUCAUAAAUCCCUCUUUGCUCAUAAAGAGAGCAUUACAGCUGUGAAAUUUGUACAAAGGACUCAUUACCUGUUUAGUGUUGGGAAAGAUAACUUAGUAAAAUAUUGGGAUGUGGAUAAGUUUGAGUGUCUCUUAACUCUUGAAGGACACCAUGCUGAUGUUUGGUGUCUUGCUGUCAGUAACCGUGGUGACUUUGUUGUCACGGGAUCUCAUGACCGUUCUAUACGUCGCUGGGACCGUACUGAAGAGCCAUUCUUCAUUGAGGAAGAGAAAGAAAAAAGGUUGGAAGAGGAGUUAGAGGCCGACCUUGACAAUGCAUUUGAGAACAGGUAUGCUCCCAAGGAGGAAGUUCCAGAGGAGGGAGCUGUUGCUUUAGCAGGGAAGAAAUCUAAGGAAACACUUUCUGCAACAGAUACAAUUAUUGAUGCUUUGGACAUUGCGGAGGUAGAAUUGAAGCGACUUACUGAUUAUGAGGAGGAGAAAGCGAGGGGAAAAGUUUCUGCGUUCCAGCCAAAUGUUCUUUUGCUCGGGUUGUCUCCAUCCGAAUAUAUUCUACGAGCAAUUUCUAAAGUUCAGACAAGUGAUCUAGAACAAACUCUACUGGCUUUACCAUUCUCAGAUGCGUUGCAGCUUCUAACUUACUUGAAGGAGUGGACUUCGAAUUCUGACAAGGUUGAACUUGUAUGCAGGAUUGCUACUGUGCUGUUACAGACACAUUAUAAUCAGUUAAUUACAACUCCAGCAGCAAGACCAGUGCUAACUGUCCUUAAAGAGCUCCUUUAUGCUAGAAUCAAGGAAUGCAAAGACACCCUUGGUUUCAACCUUGCAGCAAUGGAUCAUCUCAAGCAAAUGAUGUCUUCAAGAUCAGAUGCACUCUUCAAAGAUGCGAAAUCUAAAUUACAGGAAAUCCGUUCACAGCAUUCAAAACGUUUGGAAGCAAGAACGGAGACAAGAGACGAAAAACAAAGAAAGAAAAAGAACAAGAAAUGAAGUCACAUUCUCACAUCAUGCAAGAGAAUGUUCAACGAAACAAAAUACGACAAUUCUUUCUGAUUGGUAAGAUGGGUUUUUUGACAGGUUGAGUGGAGCUUGUCUUGGUAGAAAAUGGACUUGAGCUUGUUGUGCCUUUAAGGGCAUCACUCACCUUCCCAUUUAGAUGGAUCAUGGAUGUACUAGUAUGUCAUUUUUGAUUUGUCAAGCCUCUAUUAUUCAUCAUGCACGCUGGCCUUUAGUCUUUAAGACAUCUGUAUAGGCAACUCGUUACCAAACAAACUCUUGGGACGAUCAAUGUGCCGAAGGUAUAUAGAGGGCUUGUUCCAAUUUUGUAGCUCUUAGAUUGUUGUUGAGUGUAAACUUGUUUACGAUA
Humulus lupulus (European hop) is the source of this 3322-nucleotide messenger RNA. RefSeq lists its product as uncharacterized. Gene Ontology annotation, molecular function: protein binding; snoRNA binding. The record is from RefSeq and is a predicted model, not a curated record. NCBI's taxonomy places the organism in Eukaryota, Viridiplantae, Streptophyta, Magnoliopsida, Rosales, Cannabaceae. Gene Ontology annotation, biological process: maturation of SSU-rRNA. The coding region runs from base 100 to 2946 and encodes 948 amino acids. The transcript is spliced from 12 exons. Gene Ontology annotation, cellular component: small-subunit processome; Pwp2p-containing subcomplex of 90S preribosome.